Molecule: messenger RNA, 1817 nt
Organism: Taeniopygia guttata (zebra finch)
Lineage: Eukaryota; Metazoa; Chordata; Aves; Passeriformes; Estrildidae
Gene: HEXA
Product: hexosaminidase subunit alpha
Biological process (GO): glycosaminoglycan metabolic process; carbohydrate metabolic process; ganglioside catabolic process
Cellular component (GO): lysosome; membrane
Molecular function (GO): beta-N-acetylhexosaminidase activity
Source: RefSeq, a predicted model, not a curated record
AGGCUCGGGCGCGACAUGGCGGCGGCGCGGGCGCUGCAGCUGUGGCUGCUCCGGCUGCUGCUGCUCCCGCCGCUGCUGCUGGCGCUGCUGCCGGGCCCGGCGGGGGCCGUGUGGCCGCAGCCCCAGGCCCAGAGCUCCCCGCCCGCCGGCGGCCGCUGCCCGGUGCCGCCCCGCCGGUUCCGCUUCGCCGUGGCGGACGGCUCGGCGGUGGGGCCGGGCUGCGCCGUGCUGGACGCCGCCUUCCAGCGGUACUGGCCGCUGCUCUUCGGCCGUCCCACCGAGAAUGAGCCAUCCUGGGAAACACCCUGCGCUGAGCUUCUCGUCUAUGUUUCCACUCCAGGCUGCAAUGGGUUUCCCAGCCUAGACUCCAAUGAGAGCUAUAAACUGUCUGUCUCCAAAGGCUCCAUGCUGCUCUCGGCAGAGACCGUCUGGGGAGCUCUCCGAGGCCUGGAAACAUUCAGCCAACUUGUUGGGAGAGAUGAGAAUGGCACGUACUACAUCAAUGAGACUGAAAUCGUGGACUUUCCCCGCUUCCCUCACCGGGGACUGUUGCUGGACACCUCUCGUCACUACCUACCUCUGAGGGCUAUCCUGGAAACUCUGGACGUCAUGGCUUACAACAAGUUCAAUGUGUUUCACUGGCACAUUGUGGAUGACCCAUCUUUCCCUUAUGAGAGUUCCACAUUCCCAGAGCUCAGCAAGCAGGGAGCCUUCAACGCCAUGACCCACGUGUACACAGCCAGUGACGUGCGCACUGUGAUCGAGUAUGCCCGGCUGCGCGGCAUCAGAGUCAUCGCUGAGUUCGACACCCCCGGCCACACCCUCUCCUGGGGGCCAGGUGCUCCGGGCCUCCUGACUCCUUGCUAUAUGGGCAAAGCUCCUUCUGGAGUUUAUGGCCCCAUCAACCCCAUUGUUAACAGCACCUACCAGUUUGUGACCAGUUUGUUCCAAGAGGUCAGCACUGUGUUCCCAGACUUCUUUCUCCACCUUGGUGGUGAUGAGGUAGAUUUCACGUGCUGGAAAUCCAAUCCAGAAAUCCGUGCUUUCAUGACUGAGAUGGGCCUUGGUGAAGAUUACAAAAAAUUAGAGUCUUUCUACAUCCAGAGGCUUCUGGACAUCGUCUCUUCCCUUGGCAAAGGAUACAUUGUGUGGCAGGAGGUGUUUGACAACGAUGUGAAGCUGAGGCCUGACACCAUCAUCCAUGUGUGGAAGGAGAACAACAUGCAGUACCUGAACGAGAUGGCAAAUGUCACCAGGGCUGGCUACCGGGCUCUGCUCUCUGCACCCUGGUACCUCAACCGCAUCUCCUAUGGGCAGGACUGGAUAGAAGCCUAUAAGGUGGAGCCCUUGAACUUUGAAGGCAGCCCUGAGCAGAAGACCCUGGUGAUCGGUGGUGAGGCCUGCAUGUGGGGUGAAUAUGUGGAUGUCACCAACCUGACCCCCAGGCUCUGGCCGAGAGGUGGGGCCGUAGCUGAAAGACUCUGGAGCAAUGAGACUGUGAGGAACGUGCAAGACGCAUACGCCCGGCUGGCCGAGUUCCGCUGCACCCUACUUGGGCGUGGUGUCCAGGCACAGCCUCUCUAUGUUGGAUACUGUGACAAUGAAUUUGGCGGGGUUUGAAGGGAGAGCCCCACUGCCCUCUGUGCACGCAGGAGGAAUGUUCCCCCGUUAAAAGGGCAGAGGGACCCCUUGCCACCCCACCUUCUGCUCUGGCUUCAUUGCAAUGAACAUUUCUUUUGCCUCAGCAUGCACUCUUUACCUCUUUUUCUAUUUUUAUUUCUUUAAAUCUAUAAAUAAAUGACCCCAAAGAGGAAAAA